AGCCUCCCCGCCCUCGCCCUCUUUGCAGGUGGUGCGCCGCUGCCGCCGGCCGGGCUCACUGCUCCUGCCGGGGACACGCGCGCUCGCCCCGCGCUCCUGCUACUGCUGCUCCCGAGGAGAGCCGCGCCGCCUCCCCGCCCCAGCCGCUUCCACGCUCUCCCUUAGCGCCCGGCCUCAAACUUUGCCCAUUCCGGGCUGUAAUCCGUUUGCAUCGCAACCGUCCCCCACAGCAGCGCCCUGCCGGAGCUUGGGGGAGAUGUGCCCUCCGCACUAACCAGAGCGUUUACACACAAGUGGGAUCUGCCUCUGCUGGGAUCGGGGCCGGGUUCCAUCCCCCAGGAGCUCCUGCGUUCUGAGUGGCGGCAGCUGCACCAUCCCUGGGAAGUCAGCCCCAGAAGAGCCAGGAUUUCCCCCCCGUUCUUCUUCUUCCCCCUCUUCGUGCAAUAGCGCUUGGAAGUCACAGGCUCUCUCCGCAGCCCGAGAUCUUGCAUUGCUCUGCCUAGGUCCCAGUGAUUUUUGCCUGUAGGUUGGGGACUUUUUUUACCCCCCGCCCCCUUGCCAUCUGAUUUCCCCUGAGUGUUGUUUUCUAGUGGGGCGGGGAGGCAGGGAUGCUAGGGGGAAGGUGGGACUGAGCUCCCCCCCAUUCCGUGCACCGUGCCUGCAAACAGCUAGCGAGCGCCGGGCAGAGGGAGAGAGCCCGCUUUGCAGCCCGCGGUCAGCGGGACCUUGGGAUUGUCCUUUGCGCUGCAGGUUCGGGGGGCUCGGCAGAGAAGGAGGAUGCAUUUCUUCCCGUGGGGAUUUUGGCUGCUGUGUGUCGCCUCCUCCUCGGCUCGGGGUGACAGUGGCAGCAAAGCGAAGAGCUGCACCGAGGUCCGGCAGUUUUAUGCGACCAAAGGAUUCAGCCUGCACGGGGUACCCCAGGCGGAGAUCUCAGGGGAACACCUGAGGAUCUGCCCGCAGGGCUACACCUGCUGCACCAGUGAGAUGGAGGAGAAUUUCGCAAAAAAAAGCCAAAGUGAAUUUGAAGACAUGAUGACAGAAGCCAGCCGCUCAGCACAGGUGACCCUAACAUCUCAGUACAAAAACUUUGAUGGUUAUUUCCAGGAUUUGUUGAACAAGUCAGAGAAAGCCCUCUAUGACACUUUUCCUAGCACGUAUGGAGAGCUGUACAGCCAGAACAUCAAGCUCUUCAAGGACUUGUACAGUGAGCUACGACGCUAUUACCGGGGCUCCAACAUCAACCUGGAAGAGGCCCUCAACGAGUUCUGGACACGCCUGCUGGAGCGCCUCUUCAAGCUGGUGAAUCCCCAGUACCACAUCACUGACGAGUACCUGGACUGCAUGGUGAAACACUCUGAGCAGCACAAACCCUUUGGAGAAAUUCCGAGGGACCUGAAGCUGAAGGCGACAAGAGCUUUCAUCGCAGUGCGCUCCUAUGUACAGGGGCUUAGCGUGGGCAGUGAUGUUGUCAGAAAGGUCUCUCAGGUGUCUCUUAGCCAUGAGUGCACUCGUGCCAUAAUGAAGCUGGUGUACUGUCCGUAUUGCCGGGGCAUUUCUAGUGUGAAACCGUGCAACAACUACUGCCACAACGUCAUGAAGGGCUGCCUAGCCAAUCAAGCAGACCUGGACACAGAAUGGAGGAACCUGAUUGAUUCUAUGCUGCUAGUGGCUGACCGGUUUGAUGGACCAUCCAAUGUAGACACUGUAAUUGGUACCAUUCACACCCGGAUUGCUGAAGCCAUUUCUAACAUGCAGGAAAACAGAGAGUCUAUCACAGCCAAGGUUUUCCAAGGUUGUGGAAAUCCCAAAAUCAGCACAAAAGCAUCCAGUGGAGAGGAUAAGAAAAGAAGGGGAAAAGCUGUCACCGACAAUAAAUCCUCAGGGCUUGGACUGGAGAAGCUAGUUUCUGAUGCCAAAGGGAAGCUGAGAGAUAUCAAGGAUUACUGGGUUGCCUUGCCAAGCACACUUUGCAAUGAGAAAAUAACAUCCGGCUCGGUGAACGAGGACAAGUGCUGGAACGGAAUGGCCAAGGGGAGGUAUUUGCCAGAGGUGAUGGGAGAUGGUCUGGCCAAUCAGAUUAAUAAUCCAGAGGUAGAGGUGGACAUCACCAAGCCAGAUAUGACCAUUCGUCAGCAAAUCAUGCAGCUGAAGAUCAUGACAAACCGACUGCGCAAUGCUUACAAUGGCAAUGAUGUGGACUUCCAGGAUGCUAGUGAUGACAUCAGUGGCUCUGGGAGUGGUGAUGGCUGCCCUGAUGAAGUCUGCGGCAAAAGACUUUCCAAGAACCCCAGCACCAGGCAGCCAGAAGUACAUGCUAUUCCUAACCAGUCCGGACGUGGCGUAAAGGGGGCCAGCAACAAAUUUUUGCCUUCCUCCUUCCUAAUCUUCCUUUCUGUGGCUGUUAUUGCAACGCAGUACUUGCGGCGGUAACUUACUUGCACAGCCAUGAAAGAGACUGUGGCUGAGGUCUUAACUUUGCCAAAAAAAAAAAAAAAAGGGACAAUAUUUAAUUCAUCUUGGCAAGAAAGAGGGAGAAAAAAAAGGUCUCAAUUGUUUGUGAUAUCUGGCAGUGCUAGAGCUGUUCCAUCCUUGUUUGCUCUUUUUUGAAUGCUGGGCCCUCUUUCCGUACCUCAUUUUUUAUUUCAUUGUUUUGCCACAAAGAGGCUCUUUGGGGCCUCAAACAAGCCUCUGCAGAUAGGGGGAAAAGAAAAAACGAUCUCCAGAGAGUCACCAUUUGACUGACUGCAGUGGAAUAUGCAGUUAACCUAAUAUUGUUAUACAACCGUAGCCAAGAAUGCCACUUACCCAUUAACAUCUAAAGCCCGACAGGUUUAGAACAGUGCAACUUUUAAAAUUAGGACUGACAACAGCAGCAAGCACUCUAUUAUGUUCAGGAGCUCAUUCAUAAUUUUCUGUUGUAUUUCUUAAGCAGGCAGAGAGAUGAUCCUUCACUCAUUUUCUUGGAUGUAGGUGUUUCAAAUAAUUCCUUAUGCUAAUACAAACUCGAUUAGCAAUGGGAUUCCUUAUCCAAGCGUUUGCAACUAAAAUGCAACAGUCCUCUCACUUACAAGUACAGAAGUAGUUUUGUUUACUAAAAUUAGCCAUCAGUGGCAAUUAAUAAUGCUCCUACUUUAAAGUGAAUGGGAGUGAGAUUUAGAUUUUGCGUGAUAUUUGGAAACCUUUGAAGUUAGCUAUUAAUGAUCUAAUCUAGACCUGCCGUCCAGUAUCACGAUAUGCAGGCUGAGAUUUGUCAUUUGAGGGGUUUGUUUCCAACAGGAGACUGAGGCUCUUUGUUAAUGACAGAGACAACAGUAACCUUCUACCAAAGGGGUCGUUGCAAAUUGCUAUUUUGUGAAGUCUUGCAUACUAAUUGCAUAUUAAUACACAUAGAGUUAUGAGGCCUAAAGCAAUAAGUUACAGUAUUGGGAGUCAGUGGGUUAUUACUUCACUUGGCAGUUUGUUUGCCCAGGAAAAUGGCUCAGAUGUAUAAUCUGGGCUUUGAGAGUUCUUUGUAAGUGAAUGCCUGCUUCCCUCCCUCCCCUGUCCAACUUCACCACUGCAGUGACUAAAGAUGAAAACUGUCCAGUAUCUGAGCUACAGCCACACAUUGCGUCAGUGGAUCAUCAGGAUGCUUCUAGACCUUCCCGUCCUCUGCUCUAAGCAAUGGAUGCACAGCCUCCUAAUGUUAGCCAGUAAUUUUUUGUAGUUCAUUACAUGAGUGCCAGGAGUGGAUUCAACUAAAGGUUUUGUUUUUGUCAACAAACGAUAUAUAUAUAAAUAUACACACAUACAUAUCUAUCUGUUCGGGGUGUCUGUGUUUACAGAGCUGUGCACUUUGGUUCCCUAGCUGGCUUAGCUCAUUCGCAGAUACAGUAAACAUCGUUUGGAAAAGUAUCUCUAGGAAAUUUAUCUAGAGUAACAAUACAGUCCAGUUGACUGUUUUUGGCAAUGGGGAACCAUGAGUUUAGGCUCUGCUGUUAUUAAUAUUGUGAUUUUUAUUUUUGGGGAGAAAGCAUAUCUUAUGUUUAAGACGUUUAUAGGCUUAUCAAACUUUUAAACACUGCUGUGUCUUUCGUUACGUGCGAAAAUGUGUUUUGGUUCAUAACAAAAGAUUUGGGAAAAGCAGAAUUUGAUUUGUGCUGUCACUGUUUAUGGAAUGUGCAAUUUAAGGUAAAACUAUAGGAUCAGAGCGCUAGGAAUGUUGAGAGAUGUUGCAAGAAAGCAAGUAUAGUGAAGUCCUUAUGCCCCUGGUUGAGUUAAAAUUCCUAGUUUGUUGGACAACUACCACUGUUUCCUAACCCAGCCACGUAAUGGGGGCUGACACUUAUACUUCUGUAUCAAAACGUGGACUGUGUUUAGGCCAGUUAUGGGAGAGUUAUUGUCCCACAUUACACCUUGCUUCUGCACAGACAAUUUUAGAUCAUUUUGGUGUUGUAUUCCCAAGCUGCCACUAAUUCUUAAAGCUAAACUUGAGCCAGAGGCUUACCUUGCCAUUCGAUUUAAAUUAUCUGGCUCUGAAUUGAAGAAAUUACUGGGCCUAUCAUAAUCUGCGGUGUAGUUUCAGGCAGGUUUGCUUUUAUUGGUCUAGUGCAGUGAUUUUUAGCCCAUGUUGCCAUUACAUGUAUAAAUGAGCCUUCUAUUAUGUAACUCCUAACCCAGUUUCUGAGGGAGCAUGGAAAAUGUUACACAUCAAAAGGGCAUUGGAGUAGAUUUUUUUUUUAAAUGAAAGAAAUUUGAGCACCACAGUCAAUAGUUUUAUAAAUAUUUAGUCACCUGUGGCUCGACACAAUGGAAGAGAAAAAAAUAAUCUCAUUAUCAUGUAUUUGCAGCCUGUUGGAGCACUCACACACGGUUCAUGGCCUUGGGGGACUGUCUCGUUAAGUGCUAUAUCCCAGGGGUUCUCAACCUCUCUCUUUGAGCCCCCCGUCCAUCCCCCUGCUAUAAAACCUCCACAGCCCACCUCUGCCACAACUGGUUCUCUGCAUAUAAAAGGCAGGGCCAGCAUUAGGGGAUAGCAAGCAGGGCAACUGUCUGGGGGCCCCACACCACAGGCCUGCCCCUGCAAGUUGCCCGGGCUCAGGGCCCUACAGGUGGGGCUAUGGCUUUCUUCUCUGGGCCCCAGCAAGUACAACGCUGGCCCUGCUUGGUGGAUCCCCCUGAAACCUGCUCACGGCCCCCCAGGGGGCCCUGGACCUCUGGCUGGGAGCCACUGGUAUAGCCCAUAUCAAGGGAGUAUGACUCACUUUAGAUUUGCUGCUUUGGACGGGGAAGAGGAAAAAGGACCAUUCGCUUCUCUGUUAGCAAGAUGGUGAAUGCUCAGUGUUUUGAUAAGGAAAAAAUACUUUGGGGUUUGUUCUUAUCUGAAUUAUUAAACACCCACAUCCCUGAAAAAUGGACUAGUGGAUCUACAAGCAUCUCUGUCUUUAAACUUGCUCUUUUGUGCCAUAAUUUGUAUGUUUUAACUACGGGUGGGAUCAUUAGCGGCUUUGAGAGCACAGAUAUUUAUCGUUUUACAAAUGACAAACAACCUAUUGUUUUCUGGUGGGCUUGGUAGGGGAUAAGGUAUAACAAAUAUCUGAAGUACACCUUUGCUUUAAAAAAUGCAUUUCUAGCUGGAGGAUUAAGAUUUAUUUCACUUAUUGGCAUAGCUGGCCAGUUAUAUAUUUCUUUCUGUUACCAAGGUACUUGUAACUAUCUUGCACUGUUUAUCUAAAGUUGAAAUAUGUUCUUUGAAUCCUUGUAUAAAUAAAAAGGCUGGAGACUUAAAUCUA
Molecule: messenger RNA, 5771 nt
Organism: Caretta caretta (loggerhead turtle)
Lineage: Eukaryota; Metazoa; Chordata; Testudines; Cheloniidae
Gene: GPC1
Product: glypican 1
Biological process (GO): negative regulation of fibroblast growth factor receptor signaling pathway; cell migration; regulation of protein localization to membrane
Cellular component (GO): cell surface; extracellular region; synapse
Molecular function (GO): fibroblast growth factor binding
Source: RefSeq, a predicted model, not a curated record